CGUUACGUUUGAACUGAGCGCGGCGCGGAAGCGGCUCUGCUGAAAGACGAGAAAAACAACGACAUCAGACAAAAAUGGCGAAAUAAUUUGACCGAACGGCGUUUGUACGAAAACCCCAGGCAUCACCAACAAAAGCGCAGAUCUUGGCCACGAUGCCCAUUCGGGCUUACUGUACCAUCUGCUCGGACUUCUUUGACCACUCAAAGGAUGUGGCUGCAAUUCACUGUGGCCACACGUUCCACUAUGUGUGUCUUCUUCAGUGGUUCCAGACCGCUCCCACUAAAACCUGCCCGCAGUGCAGGAAACAGGUCAGCACGAGGCACAUCAUCAACAAGCUGUUCUUCGAUAUCGCACCGGAGGAAGGAUCUGCAGCGGAUCCAGAAAUCUUACAGAAUGAACUGGACAGAAUGAAAGCAGCUUUUUGUGAAAAGGAGAGGGGCUGGCGAGAGAAGCAGAAAGCAGCUGAGAGUCUGAAGGAGACAAUCGAGAAACAGAGAGCUGAUCUGGAGAGAGUGAGGAGGGAGAUAGGAGAGAAAGAGAUGCUCUGCACUGCCCUUCGCAAGCAGAUGCAGUAUCUGGAGAGCCAGCAGAGGGAGAGUGAAGCGGCUAAAGACGAAGCCAAACGACUCAAAGUCAAAAUGAAAACCUACGAGAGUCUGAAUGUGGUGCUGCAGGGCCAGCGGGCGGAGGUGGAGGCCAUGAUUUCAGAUAUGGGUGUUGGUCAAUCUGCCGUAGAACAGCUCUCCAUCUAUUGCGUCUCUCUGAAGAAAGAAUAUGACAAUCUGAAAAACAGCCUCCGGUCGUCCAAUGAAAUGUGUGAGAAGCUGAAAAGGGAAGUGUUCUCCUCUAAUAAUAAGUUGCAGAAAGCCACAUUCGAGAUGAACAGAACAAAGGAGGACAUGAAGGCUCUUCAGAACGAUCUCGCCAAUGCAGACAAAGAGAUCACGAGCCUGAAGAAGAAAGUGGAGAUUCUGCAGAAGACACUAAGCACGCCCACCCGCACCAACGAGGCCAUCAGCCGACUGGUGUUUGAGAGUCCUGCUCCUGUAGAGCUGAAGCCCCCCCGCCUGCACCAGCCUACCGACAGCCAGGACAUCGACCUCAACAUGACCUUUGACAUCAGCACACCUGAGCAGGUGGAGAAAAAGCCCGUUUCUGUCCCCUCCAAGAAGAUGCGCCUGGAUCCGGCAGCGUCUUCAUCCAGACAGAGUGAAAACGUAUUGGAGAAUAAGAACUGUAAUAGAAAAGAGGAGGAAGUUUCCAUGGAGCCCUUUUUCCGCAACUCUCUAAUCUUCAGGAAGAAGAUGUUUGGCAGCAUGCUGGACCCCCACAGCAAACCUGGAUCUGUAAGGACCGGCUAUGAUGGCUUCGGAGGACGGACCAAAUUCAUCCAGCCUUCUCCGCUGGCUGAGAUCAGACCCCUCGUCAUGAAGGCCAAGCGGAAGAAGGUGUCCAGGCCAGCUCCGAGCAAGCUGGCCCCUAGCCUGGCCACGCUGGACAGUUUUUUGGAGUGACUGCUCCACCCUCAGACUGUUCUGUGUCCUUCUUAACACCGGCUGGUCAAACUGGUGGAAACUUUAACCAGAAUCGUGUUUGAGCUGCGUGUUGGUUAGAGCUGCACGAUAUGUAUGGGUAUUGUGAUUAUAUUGCAGUUAUCAACACGUCGGAGAGUCGUCAAUGUGGCAUUAUUUUGACCCACAUACGUGACUUUUGUUGGAUUGCAUGAACACCUCGAUUCCCUCAGCCACUGGGGGUGAUUGCGAGGGCUCAUUUGCAUAUUUCAGCUUGCUGUGAUACCUGAUGGCAGUUAAGGAACGACAGCUUGUGCAGACCCACUGCAUGUUCAGCAUGAAUUGGGUUCCUUUUUCUGGAACAGCUUCCUCUGAAGGACCAGACGGCCGAGAACCACAACAGUUUUCCUGCGAAUGUGGAAGCAAGCUGCUAUUAGGGUUUAUGGUGGUUAAAGGAAUUUUCCAGCAUUUUCAACCAGAUCUUUAUCUGCCGCCUCUGCUGUACGUGGUCGUUUACCAAAGACAGCAGUUUUUAGCCAUUCUUGUUCUUUUUUGACGAUUCGCUUCUCUGAUGUUUCAUUUUUGCCCCAGUGUGUUAAGUUCAGGAAGUAAACAGUGAUUGCCGUGGAAGUCCGGAGAGGCCAUGAGGUAGUUAUCAUUUUCUGGAUUGUUAUCUUGAGGUAACAAGAUAACUUUAUUCUGAGAUGACAAUAUAAUUAUCUUCAGAUCACAAGAUAAUUAACUCGAACUGGAAAUUGCAAGAUGCUUAACUCCUUAAUGAGUUAGCUAUCUUGUGCUCUCUAGAGAACAGGUUAUCUUGAGAUAACUAAUUAUGUUGUGAUCUCAGAAUAAAGUUCUCUUCAGAUCACACGAUAAUUAACUCGAACUGGAAAUCGCAAGAUGCUUAACUCCUUAAUGAGAGAGCUUGUGAUCUCAAAGUAAAGGGGUUUUCUUGAGAUCACAAGAUGGUUAACUUAUUAUCUUGAGAUCACAAGAUAGAGGACGUGUCCACUUUUUUUUUUUAAUCUUAGAAAAUCAAAACGUGAUUUCACCAGGGGUCCCAAAGCUUCAGCGUGAAGCCGUGUUGAGUGUGUUUACAGGUUUUCUGCUCAGUGAUUUGAGGGGACUUGUCCGGCUGUGUGCUGCAGGUGAGGCAGGCAGGGAUUCGGCUGAGCAAUGCUGGAGUCCUUUUCAUUAGUUUUAAUAUUUUUGUUUGUGUUUUAGUCGCUUAACAGCCACUCUGCACCUUUUAUUGAGCUUCCGUUGAUGUCGUUAUGACUACGCCUUGCCAAGGGCACUUAAACAUUUAACCGCUGAGUUUCCUCAGAUUACUACAUUUCCGUGAAAUCGUGUUGGAGAUCCACCUCGAUGUCUGAACGUAUGAAUUCUUUAUUUUUAAAAGGGUAAACAGACGGCCUAUUUAUUUUUCUGGGGUUUUUUUGGAUAAAAGUGCAGAAUGUGGUUGUUUUGUGUGUAUUUUGCUUUCUGUGUGUAUUUUUGUUGUAUAGUUAGCACCGUUACUGAUUUAUAGUUUGUCUGAGAUGUAAUAAACUGUACUUUCCUUA
Messenger RNA from Pygocentrus nattereri (red-bellied piranha), 3076 nucleotides. It is a transcript of the gene traip, whose product is annotated as TRAF-interacting protein. The transcript has 16 exons. Bases 153 to 1514 code for a protein of 453 amino acids. Lineage: Eukaryota; Metazoa; Chordata; Actinopteri; Characiformes; Serrasalmidae. The record is from RefSeq and is a predicted model, not a curated record.